Teleopsis dalmanni is the source of this 3033-nucleotide messenger RNA. It is a transcript of the gene Madm, whose product is annotated as nuclear receptor-binding protein homolog. Gene Ontology annotation, biological process: endoplasmic reticulum to Golgi vesicle-mediated transport; intracellular signal transduction; protein phosphorylation. The record is from RefSeq and is a predicted model, not a curated record. Gene Ontology annotation, cellular component: endomembrane system; cytoplasm. The transcript has 2 exons. Gene Ontology annotation, molecular function: ATP binding; protein kinase activity. The coding region runs from base 822 to 2900 and encodes 692 amino acids. Lineage: Eukaryota; Metazoa; Arthropoda; Insecta; Diptera; Diopsidae.
CACCGAAAUGUGCGUUUCUUUACUUUGUUUGAUACCAACAAUGUUCUACAUCCCUAAUAUUAAUCAUCAACAGGGUUGCAAUAAACGAAAGAAAUUAUAUUGGCACAUUAAUUUUUUGUGUAUGCAAUUGUUAUAAUGUAAACAAUUCAUUUUAGAUUACUUAUAAAAAACUCGUAAAUAAAUCACUGCACUUAUAAGCUGAAGUGCAAGUUAUAAUAUUUAUGCUUACUAUUUUAGCCAGUAGAUAUCAUCUAUGACGAACAAUCAGCGGUCAGUCAUCGAUUGCUGCUGUCAGUGUUAUCCACAAAAGUUCUGUCGUCGAUGUGAGGCUAAUUCGACGUGCAAAUUUGCAACAUAAAAAAACCAUUUAUUUGCACAAAGUUUGCAAAAAGUAAUGAUUUACGAUUACCGGUGGCAUUUUACGUAAAACGAAAUACAUAUAAUAUAUAAAUUAAUGCGAUUGUGUAAGGAAAUUAAACAAAAGUAAAAUUAAAAUUGGGCUGCGGCUGUAUUGUGAGAAGGAAAUUGAAGUAAAAGUAGACAAAAUAACACGACAUAACAGAGAAGCAAAGAAGCGAACAUAAAUAAAUUAAACGCCUUUAAAUAACAAGGAAACGAACGAACAUACGAACGAGUAAAUAGAACAAAAACAAAUAAAAGCAAAUUAAAUUUGAUUUGUAAAUAUAAGCGGCAGCGGCGACAGUAUCUAGCAGCAAACAAUCCAAGGCCAGACCGCGCCCCGCACACACCGCAACACCUUUAUCUCAGAAAGAAAUCAGUUUCUUUCUGUAAUAUAACUAAAUUGUUCGGCAGUAAAUUUUAUGUCGAACAACCAAGUAAAUAUUGGUGGCGGCGGUGGUGCCGGUGGCAGCGGCAGCGGCGCUAGUAGUGGAGGCAGUAAUUCUCAAGCACCUACACAACAAACUUUACCUGUUGUUGGUGUAUCAAACAGUUCUGGUUUAAAAAUACCUUCUACAGAUGGUUCUAAUAUAGCAGCAGAUAAUUCGCCGAGGGAAUCAGGCGAUGAUUCGGAAGAUGAAAGUGAAAUUUUGGAAGAAUCGCCAUGUGGAAGAUGGCUUAAACGACGUGAAGAAGUUGAUCAGCGCGACGUACCGGGCAUUGAUUGUGUGCAUUUAGCAAUGGACACAGAAGAAGGUGUUGAAGUCGUGUGGAACGAGGUGCAAUAUGCUAAUUUACAGGAGCUUAAGAGUCAAGAAGACAAAAUGCGACAGGUGUUCGAUAAUCUGUUAUUAUUGGAUCAUCAAAAUAUAGUCAAAUUUCAUCGUUAUUGGACAGAUACAACAAAUUCAGACAGGCCGCGAGUUAUAUUUAUAACAGAAUAUAUGUCAUCGGGGUCAUUAAAACAGUUCCUGAAGCGUACUAAACGCAAUGCAAAACGACUACCUUUAGAAGCAUGGCGACGAUGGUGCACGCAAAUACUCUCCGCGCUUAAUUACUUGCAUUCCUGUACGCCGCCCGUUAUUCACGGCAACCUUACCUGUGAUAGCAUUUUUAUCCAGCACAAUGGUCUGGUCAAAAUUGGUUCUGUAGUACCAGACGCAGUGCACUACAGUGUACGGCAGCAUAAAGCUGAAUUCGUAGAUCACGGAUCGCAAUAUUUUAUCGCUCCAGAAUAUGGUGCUGCUGAACAACUGACGGCUGCUGCUGACAUUUACGCCUUUGGCAUGUGUGCGUUAGAAAUGGCUGCACUUGAAAUACAACCAACAAGUGGUACUGAAGUAACAGACUCCAUCGAUGACGAAACCAUAUUACGAACUAUUAAUAGUUUGGAACAUGAUCUGCAGCGGGAUUUGAUAUUCAAAUGUUUACGCCGUAAUCCAGCUGAGAGGCCAAGUGCGAGCGAUUUGUUAUUUCACCCAUUGUUAUUUGAGGUACAUUCACUUAAACUGCUGUCCGCACAUUGUUUAGUCUUCUCGCCCAGAAAUCGAACAAAUUUCUCUGAAACAGUAGUGGAUGCCAUGAUGCAGCGGUACAACAGGCCGGAUGUAAUAAUGGCAAGAAUAACUCAGUCUGGUGAUAGCAGAGAAUAUCGUUUGGCAGAUGUUCCAACAGCUGAUAAACUGGAAAAAUUUGUUGAAGAUGUGAAAUAUGGUGUGUAUCCGCUUACCGCAUUAGGUGGCAAAAAGCCGCCACAUUUUCGAUCCAGAGCUGCGUCCCCCGUUCGUGCAGAUUCUAUAAAAUCAGUUACGCCUGAACCUAUAGACAUUGAAUCCCGACGAAUUGUAAAUAUGAUGUGCAGUGUAAAAAAAUUGAGGGAGGAUAGUAGAGACAUAUCGAUGACUAUAUUGUUACGUAUGGAUGACAAAAUGAAUCGGCAAUUAACAUGCCAAGUAACAGAAGAAGAUACUGCUGUAGAUUUAACCAAUGAACUCGUACGUCUUGGUUUUGUUCAUAUAGAAGAUAAAGAAAAAAUUGAAAUAUUGCUUGAGGAAACACUAAGUGGAAGUUUCGGGCUUGGAGAUCAGGAGCAAGAUGUAGAACCACUUCCUUACAAUACAAUUAUGAGUGAGCCUACAAAUGUGGAGCCAGAUACUGAUGCAACUAGUAGGACUGAUAUUGCUGAAGCAGCGGCGAGUGAGUUGAAUCAAUUAGAUCGAAGUUGGUCCGUGGCCGAAACAAAUGCUACUGUCCCUAUUGAACAAAAUAUUCCAGUAGAACAUAAUAUAAGUACACCUGUUCCACAAGAGCAGUUGAUACUGGAUUUUACUUUACGGCAACAAGAUCGACUGCUAGAGGAACAACAAAUAGAACAACAUCAAUUGGAGUUGUUACAAGAGAUACAACAAACUCAGCUUGAUAUGCUACCGAAACUUGAUCCUUUACUAGGGACAUCCACUACAACCUCCUCCCCCUCUGCCACAGCCACUAUAAAUAAGUAGAAUUAAAAUUAUUUUAAAUAUGCUAUUUAAAUUUAAAAAUAUUAAAAAUUUUAAAUGUUAUUACAAACACAAUUGCCACAGCGCAAUUGUGUGAGUCAGACAAUUGUUUUUAUAAAUUAUGAUCAUAAUUAUU